AUGUCUCCUCGAAUCGAACGACAAGGAACAGACAAUCGAAGGUCUUUGCCACCCUUCGGUAAAUUUAGAGCUAGACUUGAACGUCGCAAACGACAAGGAAACAAGCGUGCAACUUCAUGGCCAGAUGCCUCCUAUCGACUGAUUGAAGCCAUUAACCCUGGUUCUCGGGAGUUGGCGAAAAGCAUGACAUGGUAUGGGUUUUGGGUCGCUGAACAAAUAACGAGUCUCCGUCCAUGUUUAGUCAACCUUAUCCCUGAUUAUGACAAUGAUGACAAUGAUCUCUGGCAGCCACAGUUCCUGAAUCUAUGGGACAGGAUCGCUCUGCAUCUCCGCACCAACACAGAUACUCGGAUCGACACAAUCAUUGACCUUCUCAUUAAAGAUGAGAUUUUUCAACUGGACCAGGAGAGAAAAAACUUGUUCCAGGCGAGGCAAGUGGUAUUCUCAGUCAUUGGAUGGCAGACCAUGAUUUGGAAAGCAGAGACUGGCGUCUGCCCACCAGGACAGCUUGCCAUUUCAGAUGAGAGGAACGGGUUUCAGGGCGAGAAUGAGCUUUCCUUUCGGCAGGACCAGUCUUGUUGCAAAAGGUCUCUCCAACAGGUGAUCAUGGGUUUCGGAAUCCUGUUGCCAUCUUCACCGCAGUGUCGAUUGGAGCUGAGGCGGGAAAGUCAAGCCACAGAAGGGACAACAGCAGCCCUGUCAUCAUCACCAAACUACAACUGUUUACCUACAAUCUCGCCGGCAUCGCUAAACAUGUUCAUGCUAUCUACAGUCGGUGGAAUCCGCAUACAGUGGACCGAUGUGCUUUCUCACCACCUCGAGCUGAACAACAAAGACCGCAUCAUCUAUCUCUAUCGAUUUCCUUCAUUUUGUCUUCUCAAUGUGCCCGCAACGUCUGACGAAGAAUCGAAGACCGAGAGACAUACUCCGAUAUACGCCUGCUGUGAUUCCACUGUAAAUAACAAAUACUGGGCUGGUCAGGAUGAUAUACGAGACCUGCUCCGCGAAACACUGCUGUCAUAUCGUGUCCUCUUCGGCCAGGAUAAACGAUCCAGGAAAAUGUACAAACGGCUCCGUCCGUUUGGAGAUUGCUCUAAGAGAGAACAAGACGUUCUGCUCAACGAGCUCUGCAGCCGCGAGCAUUGUGAUCUCACCGCUAACGAGGACCGUGACAAUUAUGACCCAUGCGAAGACUUUCCACUUUACAGCAAUAGAUUCAAGGUUCUUCAUCAGGUAUUGAUGAAUACCAAAGCACGGACCUGGAAACAACUCUGGAAGGACAAGCGGGAUUCAGCUGCCUGGCUCACAUUUUGGCUCUUAUUGAUCUUUGGUGGUCUUGGUGUCAUGUUCUCAUUCAUGCAGAUGAUCUUACAGGUGAUUGCAAUAUCUUUGGAUCGCGGCUAA
This is a messenger RNA of Exophiala mesophila, 1404 nucleotides long. RefSeq lists its product as uncharacterized. Bases 1 to 1404 code for a protein of 467 amino acids. The transcript is spliced from 2 exons. The record is from RefSeq and is a predicted model, not a curated record. Lineage: Eukaryota; Fungi; Ascomycota; Eurotiomycetes; Chaetothyriales; Herpotrichiellaceae.